UGUGUGUGUGUGUGUGUGUAGAGAUGUGGUCUGAGGCCAUCAAGAUCUUGAAGGGGGAGUACACCAUCAGAGCCAUCAAGGAACACAACAUGGAUCAGGCCAUCAUCUUCUGUCGGACCAAGAUCGACUGUGACAACAUGGAGCAAUACUUCAUAGUACAGGGAGGAGGUCCUGAUAAAAAAGGCCACCAGCUUUCCUGUGUCUGUCUCCAUGGUGACCGGAAGCCCAACGAACGCAAGACCAAUCUGGACCGAUUCAAGAAACAGGAAGUGAAGUUCUUGAUCUGUACAGACGUGGCGGCCAGGGGCAUCGAUAUCCACGGCGUCCCCUACGUGAUCAACGUGACUCUGCCAGAUGAGAAGCAGAACUAUGUCCAUCGCAUCGGCAGAGUGGGGAGAGCAGAGAGGAUGGGAUUGGCUAUCUCUCUCGUUGCCAUGGAGAAGGAGAAGGUGUGGUAUCAUACGUGUGCCAACCGGGGCAGAGGGUGUUACAACACCAGGCUGAAGGACGAUGGAGGAUGUACCAUCUGGUACAACGAGAAGGAGCUGCUGUCCGACGUGGAAGAGCAUUUAAAGUGUACCAUCACCCAGUGUGAACCGGACAUCAAGGUCCCGGUGGACGACUUUGACGGCAAGGUGACCUACGGCAAGCGCAGGGCAGCAGCAGGUGGUAACUAUAGUGGUCAUGUGGCUGCAUUGGCUCCUACAGUUCAGGAGCUGGCCAAUCUGGAGAGAGAAGCUCAGACUUCCUUCCUUCAUCUGGGGUACCUGCCCAACCAGCUGUUCAAAGCCUUCUGAGCACACACCUUAACGUCCUGCUUCCUGUCCACACACACACACCUUAACGUCCUGCUUCCUUUCCACACACACACACACACACACACACACACUUGUCCAAACAGCCUUUAAAUACACAGCUGUUCUGACUGCCUGUACGGUGUGCAUGUCUUCCGAAGAGAAGAGGCUAGCGUAGCGGCUAGCUUAUGUUACUAAACGCUAAACGCUUGUGACUAGAGUCACAAAUAAAUUAAAUUUGUGAAACAUAAACACAUAAAUGAGUAAUUAUUUCCCUUCUAAAGGAUUCAUUUAAUAAAAUUACUCUAAAAUGAUUUGAGUUUGAGCUGUUGAAAUAUUACUUCUGCUAAAAUAAAGAGUAAAAUUAAA
Molecule: messenger RNA, 1163 nt
Organism: Salvelinus fontinalis (brook trout)
Lineage: Eukaryota; Metazoa; Chordata; Actinopteri; Salmoniformes; Salmonidae
Product: ATP-dependent RNA helicase DDX1-like
Exons: 8
Coding region: 24-797 (257 amino acids)
Source: RefSeq, a predicted model, not a curated record